Messenger RNA from Amoebophrya sp. A25, 1640 nucleotides. The record is from the annotation of a GenBank genome assembly. Lineage: Eukaryota; Dinophyceae; Syndiniales; Amoebophryaceae.
CGGACGAGCAGUGCACCACCUUGUAGCACAACUACUACAACAAGGAACAACAAAACCUCUACUCCACGAGAAGAAGCAGGUUUGAAGACCACUACAAUGAACACCAGUAGUUCAUCAUCUUCAUCAGCAGCACAACAACACGGAAGAUCAGUGCGAUCAACGUCGUUCGCACGCGGCGCCCCUCGUCAUGACUGGCGCAUCUUUCCGCGACAGAAGAAUUACCAUGAGGAUGAAGACGGGGACUAUUUAAUCUUGGAUCCUCAGGAUCCUCUGAAGAAUUCAAAAUCGUUGAAUCGUCAAGUCAACUAUGAACGCACGAUGAUGCAAGACCGAUUUGAUGGAGCAGGUGGGACAACUUUUAAGGUGGGUAGGCUUGUUUUGCUGGUCGUGACUGUGUUAGUGCCAUUAGGGUUGCCUCUUUCAAUAAGGGGAAGGGCAUAGCACCACGCAGGUCUAACGAGCGCAGCUAAGUAACAACAAAGUUAACACCUCCAAAAUCUUACGAACUCUAAGACUACAAAAGAAGCCGACGGCGAUGGUGGGGGUGGUAGUGGUAGUGGGUCGAAGUUUCCUCAGGAUGGGGAUGUGUUGGUCUUGGAUCACUUAGAUAAUACUGGCGUUGCUGGCGGUGGGCAUGGCUUAACAUCGAGAAUGAAGCGUGGGAGUGUCUGCAUGGUCGACAUCGGAAGGACGAAACCGUUUUUACGGCUUCAUGAGGAAAACUUUAUAAUUCAUCUUUACCUCCAGCUUUCAUGUUCAUCUUUUCUCCUGAAGAGACGGUGAGCAUCUGCGGCCUAGCAAGUCAGCAGGAAGUAGAUACUUGUAAACUCAAACACACCUCUAACAUUAUCCGGCACAGCAGAGGAGCGGGACGAACAAGCAGCCGACAUCUACCUAGACGUCGAUGCAGCCAAAAGAGCAGUUGAGAGGCAUGUGCGGCAAGGCGAUUUCCGAUUCGUCCUAGGACAUCCUGGAGUCGAUUACCGCUUAGAUGUCGGGGAAGCGGACAACGAAAAAGAAGAAAUGCUGCUGUGGUGGCAGGAAUGUGGUUAUGAUUUGAAAUCAACAAAGAGCUGAAAAUCUUUCUUGACAGAACACAGCAGUGCAGUUCAAAUAGAACUCGGUGAAGUGUGAUCACGUUCUCGUGAAAAACCAAGAUUUAUAAGCUUUUGAUUCUUGUACGUAGUAGUAGACCUCCUCCUGCUGCUCUUCAUCUAAGCCCAUGCACAGCGCACUGCGCGAGCAGGCGCUGCUCGGAGAAGAAAUGCGGGAUAUGCGGAGGAAUUUGAAAAAGGAUACGUCACCACGUGAUUAAUACGUCAGUAGAGAGUUGUGCAUGAAGACUAAGACAGCCAGCCAAUUCGUCUUUGAUUUAGACGAGUGCGUGAACGUGAAGACACGAUACUUCGAUGAAAUUCUCAUCAUCUAGCUUUCUUGUCACAGGAUGUGAUUUGAAGACCAAAACACAUUCAAAUUGAAGACAACAUCAUGUGAUGUGUACCACUUUCAAACUGCAGAUGAAGAACAAUAAAUAUUUAUAAAUAGAAAAGAACCGUUAUUUUCACUCUGUUGAUGAAGUUUCCGCUAUAGUAUGUCGGUCUUAUGUAACUGCUUUCCGUUGAGUGAUGUUUUCCACUAUG